Amoebophrya sp. A120 is the source of this 1075-nucleotide messenger RNA. Lineage: Eukaryota; Dinophyceae; Syndiniales; Amoebophryaceae. The record is from the annotation of a GenBank genome assembly.
ACGCUCGCGCCCGGGCCGGCCGGGUCCUCCUGGCUGGUGUUAGAGAAACCGAUGCCAAAUGACGCCGUGCUGGUGGACUCGGAUGUCUUCAGCAAGAAGUACACGUUCAGCACCGCCGCCGCCACUAACGGCGAGCAGGUGUGCCGGGGGCACAGCAAGCAGAUGGCAAGCGGGGAAGACUUCCUGAAGCAGUGGAAGCACCCCAGCUUCCUCUUCAGCCGGCGGGUGCACCGCGUGCGGGUGACGCUGCGGGAGCUCCUCAACAGCGGAACAAAGAACACGUUGUGGGACGCGGAAUACCACGGCAAGGAAGAUUCGCCCGGGUCCGACUACGAGCUCGGGGAGACCGCAAAACCGGAGGAAAGCAUUUCCAGCAUGCCCUACUUUCGCUACUUCUGUCCGCCCUUCAACACGAACCAAAAAUUCGAGCUGUGCGUGGAAGAUCGAGACAACAACGGGUUUCGCGAGUGCCACACGCUCGAAGUCGGUGGAACGGAUGAGGAAUCCCGCGAAAACAUGCCGGAGCUCAAGCCCCUGAUGGAAACGACGCGCGAGUGGAACGGCGUGAUGCCCGUGAAAAAUCUCGGUCUGGUGUCCACCCGGGCCUUUGCGAACGCCGGCGGGGUAAACGCUGGCGAAAUUCCCGGGGAAGACGGAUCUGGCUCAACGGGGUCCGCGGGCAGCCACAGUGUGGGAAGCCCGCACAGAUCUACCUCCAAGCACCGUCUGUCGGCGACCCGGUUUGGAAAGCCGCGCUAUCCGCUCCUGAUGGGUGCGCGGGAGGAUCCCAGAAAAAUUCCCAAAAUACCGAUGCAGCUGUCGUGAAGAGCGAAUGUCUGUUGCACAUGAAGAUUGAAAAAGAGCGUUGCGUCGUUUUUUUAUUUUGUAAGAUGCAGACCGGCCGUCGAGUGGUUGCAUGGUUUCAUUGUUUCAUGCGCCAGCUCAUAUUUCUAGUAAAAUGCAUCAAACCUCCAGGGAUCGACUUCGAAUCAUGCGGAGUUCUAUUGCCCGCCAAGUGUACUAGGUGAUUGCGAGCGUACUUUUCAAGAUCUAGUCGAUCACGUAUGAAGUGGAU